Amoebophrya sp. A25 is the source of this 422-nucleotide messenger RNA. NCBI's taxonomy places the organism in Eukaryota, Dinophyceae, Syndiniales, Amoebophryaceae. The record is from the annotation of a GenBank genome assembly.
AUGGGAGUCAACUACGCGACGAAUAACUCGAAUGGUACUUCUACAUCAUCUUCAACAAGUAGCACAACUGGCGCGCAAUCCAGCAGUGGCGGUCUGGUGACCAGACCUGCACCCGGUUCUGUCGAGGCGUUGUUUGAAAGGCCGUUCCGUCCUGGCGAUAGCGGGUUUUACUUCUACACUCCAGCAACGUUGGAGUUUGACCACAUGGGGCUACCGCAAGGUCAAGAGCUCGAGAUCAUCAGUCGAGACCACAUGAGCCCUGCGCGAGAAGGGAUUACUACUUUCGUUGAUGCCUUAACGCUCUUGGAUGAGGCGGAUUUUCUCCGGUCUUCGACACCUGAAGUUCUACCUCACAACGUCGAUUUCAACUUGGAUCCGUGGAUGUCAGCUAGGAACUUGUCGGACGUGACACAACUCCACAU